GUCGCGGCGGCGCGGGCGCCAUCCCGGAAGCGUGAGCCAGGCUGGCCGAGGUGCCGCGGCGCAGGACAUGGAGCAGCCCGACUCGGCCUCGAGGCUCUUCUGCGGCCGCAUCCUGAGCAUGGUCAACGCGGAUGACGUCAGCGCCAUCAUCCUGGCCCAGAAGAACAUGCUGGACCGCUUUGAGAAGACCAACGAGACGCUGCUCAACUUCAACCAGCUGUCGGGCGCGCGGCUGCAGCACAUGAGCGAGCGCUUCCUGCAGCACACGCGCACGCUGCUGGAGAUGAAGCGCGACCUGGACAGUGUCUUCCGCCGCAUCAGGACCCUGAAGGGGAAGCUGGCCCGACAGCAUCCGGAAGCCUUCAGCUACAUCCCGGAGGCAUCGCUCCUGGAGGACGAGGACGACGACCCCAUCCCGCCCAGCACCACCACCACCAUCGCCACCUCGGAGCAGAGCACCGGCUCCUAUGAGGACAACAGCAGCCCGGACACCGCGUCGCCCUCCCUCAGCCCGGGCUUCGAGGACCUGUCCCCUGCCGCCCUCAACGGCUGCCGCAGCCCCACGGAGGACGGGGAGACGCCCCCGCCGCGGCCGGGCCAGUAGCCCGACCCUGAGCCCACUGGACUGCCCAGGAGCUGGGGGGCGCAGGGCGGCCCGGGCACAGCAGAGCCACCGCAAUAUUUUUGUAGCCCAUCGCCAAGACGCUGUUGAAGUUCUCAAUAAAAGAGGGCAGCUACGGCAAGGGGAA
Ochotona curzoniae (black-lipped pika) is the source of this 749-nucleotide messenger RNA. It is a transcript of the gene KXD1, whose product is annotated as KxDL motif containing 1. NCBI's taxonomy places the organism in Eukaryota, Metazoa, Chordata, Mammalia, Lagomorpha, Ochotonidae. Bases 68 to 604 code for a protein of 178 amino acids. Gene Ontology annotation, cellular component: BORC complex. The transcript has 5 exons. Gene Ontology annotation, biological process: lysosome localization. The record is from RefSeq and is a predicted model, not a curated record.